Perkinsus marinus ATCC 50983 is the source of this 1740-nucleotide messenger RNA. RefSeq lists its product as hypothetical. The record is from RefSeq and is a predicted model, not a curated record. The coding region runs from base 1 to 1737 and encodes 578 amino acids. The transcript is spliced from 9 exons. NCBI's taxonomy places the organism in Eukaryota, Perkinsozoa, Perkinsida, Perkinsidae.
AUGAGCACGUACCUCGUCCCUCCCUAUGGAGAUUCUGUCCUCAUCAAAUUCUUUUUGUAUGCUGAGUAUCAUUGCUAUGAAACUUGCCGCCGUCUUGUGAUGGACAACGCUGUGUUACCCCUUCCCACCAGAGAGGGUCUGACACGGCUCAAAGUGGUAGAGUUGAAAGAGGAGAUGAAAGCGAUCGGCCUUAAGAGUAGUGGUCUUCGGAAGCAGGAACUCAUCGACCGUCUACUGCAAUAUUACGGUGAUGCGGCACACACUGAGUCAACUACGGGGAGUGCCUCUAGCGGUAGCUCGGGCCUGUCCAAGCGAGAGGAGCCAGUGGCAGUGGCAGAGGCUCAAGGGGGUGGGGAUGAUGGCUGGGAUGAGAGGGAGGUGCUGGAGGCGAUGAGGAUGUCUUUGGUGGAUAGUCGUCCACAUGAGAUCCACUCUGUGUCCAGUACAGUUGACGUGGUAGAGCUACAGGACUCCUCACAAGGCUCGCCCAUUAGUGGUUACGUGGAUGACCCUCCCCCUGAUUCGGGAGAGCCUUCCCCUGAAACGGGAGAGUCUUCCUCUGAGUCAAGUGGGCCUUCCCCUGAGUCGAGUGGGCCUUCCCCUGAGUCGAGUGGGCCUUCCCCAGAGUCGAGUGGGCCUUCCCCAGAGUGGAGUGGGCCUUCCCCAGAGUCGAGUGGGCCUUCUCCUGGUUUGGAUGACCCUUCCUUCGAUUCCAGUGGGCAUUCUUCUAAUUUGGAUGGGUCCAUCGCUGACGUGCAAGAGCCUGCAGCCAAGAAAGCCAAGACUGCCGUGAAAAUAUGUCCUAUAUUCAUACAAGCCCUGGGGGUCAGGCAUCAUCAACAACAGCAGGAUCUUACAGUGGGAAGUAGUAUGGUAGAGUGCCCCUUAUGUGAGGACAAGGGCGUUUACGUUGUGCAUGGUACGGGGCAAGAACAGGCCUGUCGGAUGUGCAGGAAGGAGGAGAUCGCGGAGGAAGAGGCUGAGUCGUCCACUGUGAUGGUAGCGAAUAUUAAAAUAGAGGAGGGGGUUGCUCAACCCGAGAAGCCACGAGAGCGACUCGAUUUAACGGACUUCUCACGAGAUCAUUUGGGCGAGUUGGCAUGCCUCGUGCGUGACAAGGGGUUCGAUAUAGUUGAGGCGGCUGAGGCCAUGCGGAAGAAUGACUAUGUGCUCUACAAUGCGACAAAAGCUCUGACUGCAGCCAAGGAGCUCGCGGAAGAGAAUCUCGCCAGGAAUCAGGCCGCGGAGGAAUCCCUGGCCACCAGGGAUGUUGAGAAAAAGAGACGAUCCAAGUCGGAGAAGGAUGCCUUUCUGGAGGGGGGUAUUGAGUUCUUGGACAUGUCCCAGGCUUUAGCAGGUCCCGAUCUUUGGGAGCAUCUGGAAGCCGUGGUAGACUUCCUCCUUGACAACCGCAUGGCGAGGCUCGCUCUGUUCAUGUAUCUCCAAGAGAGGAAGAGGGCUAUUGCCUGGUACAAGGUCCCCGCCAAGACCUACUUCGUAGCCAACAUGCCUAUAGUAUCUUCUAUUGGUGAUUUCCUUACCUCUAUCACUGAGGAAACCAACAAAAUAAAGGAGGCUAUGUAUGAUUUACCAAAAUGCGGCGGAGCGACGCCUGCACUUUUCCGCCAAUUUGAGGAUGCACCGUCAAGGAUUGAAGAUGUUGCUGUGGUGGAGACGGAUGCUGACUCGUGUAAUAUGUCACUAGUUGAAUUAGAUGUUGAAAAUGAUGAUGAUUAGCAC